Messenger RNA from Desarmillaria tabescens, 2376 nucleotides. Its product is annotated as MFS general substrate transporter. Lineage: Eukaryota; Fungi; Basidiomycota; Agaricomycetes; Agaricales; Physalacriaceae. The transcript is spliced from 12 exons. Gene Ontology annotation, molecular function: transmembrane transporter activity. The coding region runs from base 410 to 2251 and encodes 613 amino acids. The record is from RefSeq and is a predicted model, not a curated record. Gene Ontology annotation, cellular component: plasma membrane. Gene Ontology annotation, biological process: transmembrane transport.
UUAUCAGAUAACAUAUGGUAACCAUUCUUGAUCGGAUCUAAAACUUGAAAGGUUCGCCUGGCUUCCACCUGCCCGUUUCGCUGACUUCUAAGAGCCAGAGACCCGUCGUAGGUGCCUUCUAUCUUCAGUCAGUAUAUACUCAAACACUCUUAUUAUUUCAAUUCAAGAGUUAAGGCGGGGGAAAGCGAUGUGCGCCGUCAAUUUGCGCCACUUAGAGGAUCAUUAUUCAAGAAACACCAGUCUGCCCUCACCACAAGGCACCGUAUUCGAAUUUUCGAACUCGGAUUCAACUCCGUUUGCGCAUGGAUCUACUCGGACGCUCGGCAUAUUUUCCCGAAUCUAUAAAAGGUAGGAUUUCUGAGGUACUUUUGUUUCGUCCCUCUUUUUCACGAGCGGUCAACCCUGUGCUAUGGAGCGAGCUACAGCUAUCGAAGAGACCAAGUCUCACACUUGGACGGAGAGUUCUGUUGAGAAGGCGGGCGAUCCCGAUUCUCAGCCGAGCACUAGUCAUGCUCCCAAGGAGGGUGAGGUUGCGGGUGUUGCGCGCAUCGAAGCCCUUUACAGGGUAUUCGGCGGCAAUGGCGCACCUCUAUGGGUGCUCUAUCUGAGUAUCGCCCUCAUUGCCUACGUUUAUUCCCUCGAUUCCAACACCACUAGCAGUUUUUUGCCCUUUGCUACCUCUGCCUUCUCGGCGCACUCGUCUAUCGGAACAAUUGAAGUAGCUGCCGAGAUCAUUGCUGCUGUUGGAAAACCGUUUAUUGCCAAGCUUGCGGAUAUAACGUCGAGGCCUAGGGCUUAUCUGUUCUCUCUCUUCUUUUACAUAAUUGGUUACAUCGUCAUUGCAUCUUCCUCGACGGUAGGCGCAGUUUGUGCCGGAGAAGUGUUAUACACAAUUGGUACCACGGGAUUAGACCUUGUCACCGACAUCAUCGUUGCUGAUCUCUCUCCGCUCAAAUGGAGAGGCUUUGCGACUGCACUUCCGUCAUCCCCGUACAUCAUCAAUGCCUUUGUUGCUGCCGAAAUUACUAAUGGUUUCAUCCCGGACAAAUGGCGAUGGGGUUAUGGGAUCUUCAUUAUUAUGCUCCCUGUCGUGAUGGCACCUGGUUUGGUUGUUUUGUUUUGGGCAGAGUACAAGUCCAAGCGAGACAAUAUGGUGUCUAUCGCUUCCAGUACAUGGGAGCGUCGUAACGAGGGCUCGGAUGAGAAAGUCACCUGGUUCACUAUCGCUCGCGACUUCUGUAUUCAUGUGGAUGUCUUCGGCCUUGUCUUACUUGGAACGGCCUGGGCCUUAAUUUUCUUGCCAUUCACUCUCUACUCCGACGCCAAAGGUGGCUGGAAAAAUCCCAGUAUGAUUGCCAUGGUCACUGUCGGAGGCAUCUUAAUUUUCGUCUUUGCGGCAUACGAAAAGUGGUGGGCACGAUACCCGCUCAUGCCCCCCCGUGUGCUUAACAGGACCUUCCUCGGUGCCGUCUUCAUUGACGUACUUUAUAUGCUGUCCGGGAAUAUGCGAUCGCUGUACUAUUCAAGUUGGACCUGGGUGGUUAAGGACUGGACCACCCGUGAAUGGACGUACUUUAACAAGACCGUCACUGUUGGUCUUUGUGUUUUUGGUAUCACGGCAGGAUUAAUCCAACGUUACACUCACCGUUACAAAGCGCUACAGUUUACCGGACUGUGUAUUCGAAUCAUCGGUAUGGGUUUGACCUUCUACGCCAGAGGCGACCAUGCUACAGAUGUCGCCCUUGUUUGGACCCAGCUCCUGAUUGCCAUCGGCGGCGCAUUUAGCGUUGUCGGUUCUCGGGUCGCGUCUCAAGCAUCAGUUCCUCAUGCUGAUCUGGCGCAAGUCAUUUCUCUCAUAUCUCUUUGGACUUCCCUUGGCGGGAGCGUGGGCAAUGCAAUCGCCGCUGCAGUCUGGACUGGUAAAAUGCCCUACUAUCUCCGAAAGCACCUACCCUACAAGACUCAGGCCGAGAUCAGCAAGAUCUUUGGGUCCAUUAAGACGGCACGAACUUUGGGCGACACGGACAGGACCAACGUCAUCUAUGCUUACAACGACACAGUCUAUCUUCUCUAUCUUCCUGCAUUAAUCCUUUCUUUCCUUCCUCUCGUCAUCUUACUCUUCAUGCGGAACUUUUACCUGGGUGAUCACCAGAAUGCCGUACAAAACGUUGGCAUUGACGGGCGCGUUCUCGACAGUGAAGAAGAUCCUAAUGAGAAAGAAAGGAACACUAAUAAUGCUGAGAGGGCUUAGACUUUAAUCUGGAAGAGUCGUUAGGUACUCUUUCACUUAGCUUUUCAACACUUCUCUAUGUUCGUUAACUUUAAUUGUCCGUACCAUAAAUGCGACCUUUGCUCUCUUACUAGUAUGUGACGUAC